Molecule: messenger RNA, 661 nt
Organism: Pecten maximus
Lineage: Eukaryota; Metazoa; Mollusca; Bivalvia; Pectinida; Pectinidae
Exons: 2
Coding region: 54-599 (181 amino acids)
Source: RefSeq, a predicted model, not a curated record
UGGCUCGUCUUGAUGGAGAUACACAAGAGGAAAGAUUGGAGGGUUUGAUAACUAUGGUGGAAUAUUUUCAUGAGAAAAUAAAUUUCCUGCAGGCAAUGAUGGACCGGUUCUACAAACCAGGAAGUGCACGAGAAACAGGCACAUUGUAUCAACUAAGGAAUGUCAUAAAUGGAAGAAAUGUCACAAAAAAUGUGAGUGCAGAUUAUCAUGCAGUUGGAUCUUUUAUUGACCUAGUGACAAGUGUUCAUGUUACUGCAGCAGCUCUGAAAGCAUUUGGAAUGGAUAGCAUUGAGGAUCCCUGUCCAAAAGUCCCACUGUUCACAGAAUUUGUUGAUGAAGGAUCCAAAAAGAGGUUGUUAGAUAGGAUUGUUGGGGAAAUAGUGGACACAUUCUUCUUGAACAGCUUGACAGUAACAGUCAAUAGGAUUGAGGAUGAUGCAACUGCCAUUGAAGGGCCAAUAGUUGAUGAUGGAGUGUACAAUUAUGCCACCAAUGUCACAAAAUAUGGGCUUCUCAGGAAAAUCUCUGUUCUAGCUACUAGAAAUGGGGAUGGUAUUCGACAGAUAAGACACUGGAAGUAUGGUCUAUUUAAGCAUUGAACGGCUUUCAGUUGGCAUUCAUAUUGACUAUGAAUGCCAACUGAAAGCCGUUCAAUGCUUAU